This is a messenger RNA of Triticum turgidum subsp. durum (durum wheat), 2436 nucleotides long. The record is from the annotation of a GenBank genome assembly. NCBI's taxonomy places the organism in Eukaryota, Viridiplantae, Streptophyta, Magnoliopsida, Poales, Poaceae.
AUGGCUCCUGCUCUUGCCCUUCUGCUUGCCACCACUUCCCUCUUCUGCUUAUCCUCUCUGCUUUUAGUACCAAGAGCUGUAGUAGCACAUGAUAUUCUACCAUUACGAUCCUCUCUAACCGUCGAAGCCUUCCAAACCGACAUACUGCAGUCGCCAGAUGGCACCUUCUCCUGCGGCUUCUACAACAUCUACACCAACGCCUUCACAUUUUCGAUAUGGUACUCCAAGGCGGCAGACAAAACCGUCGUGUGGAGUGCAAAUCGCGACCGCCCUGUCCAUGCCAAAAGGGCAGCCUUCACCUUGCAGAAGGAUGGCAACAUGGUCCUCAAAGAUUAUGAUGGCGCGCUUGUGUGGCAAGCUGGUGGCAACUUCACAAAUGUUCAGCAUGCUCAGCUGUUGAAUACUGGCAAUUUCAUCUUGAAGAAUACCGAUGGUAAGAUACUGUGGCAAAGUUUUGAUUCGCCCACAGACACUUUCCUGCCAACUCAGCCCAUCACCGUUUCUACAAAGUUAGUGUGUACAACCCAAUCACGUGCUCCUGGUAACUACAUCUUCCGUUUCAGUGAUGUUUCAAUAUUGUCACUUAUAUAUGAGAUUCCUCAAGUUUCGGAUAUAUACUGGCCAGACCCUGAUCAUUCUCUCUUUCAGAAUAAUAGAAACCAAUAUAACAAUACUAGGUUGGGGAUUUUGGAGAUUGACGGGAGUUUUGGGUCGAGUGAUUUUGCCGAUGGUCGGCUACUUGUGGCCUCUGAUGCAGGGCCAGGGAUUAAGAGAAGGCUAACUCUAGAUCCCGAUGGUAAUCUCCGGUUGUACAGCUUGAAUGACUCAGAUGGGUCAUGGUCAGUUUCAAUGGUAGCAAUGUCCCAACCUUGCAACAUCCAUGGCAUAUGUGGUCCUAAUGGAAUAUGUCACUACUCACCUAAACCUACAUGUUCAUGUGCACCAGGCUAUGUGAUGAGCAACCCGGGUAAUUGGACUGAAGGCUGCAGGGCUAUUGUCAACAUAACAUGUGAUCAUCAGGAACCUAUGAAGUUUGUGAAACUCAAGAACACAGAUUUUUGGGGCUCUGAUCAGAAACAUAUGUUCUCAGUUUCUUUUCAUGCUUGUAGGGAUAUCUGCAUGGGCGACUGCACCUGCAAAGGCUUUCAGUACAAGGAAGGUGACGGGUUAUGCUAUACGAAAGCUAGCCUUUUCAGUGGAUGGACCUACCCAAUAAACGAUCCGCGAACAAUAUAUCUCAAGCUUCCUGCAAGGGUGAAUGUUUCAGAUACAGCUUUUCCUCGCUCUGACGUGUUUGAUUCUGCACCACCUCAUCUUGACUGUAGCCAGAUGAACAUACCACCAAUUCUACAAGUGCAUAACAGUAACACUGGUGCAGAAGAACCAAAAUGGAUCUACUUCUAUGGUUUCAUAGCUGCAUUUUUUGUUGUUGAAGUUUCCUUUAUAGCAUUCGCAUGGUUCUUUGUUUUGAGAAGAGAGCUUAGGCCAUCAGAAGUAUGGGCGGCCGAGGAAGAAUACAAGGUGAUGACUAGUCAUUUUAGAAGAUACAGCUAUAGAGAACUUGUGAAGGCGACAAUGGAUUUCAAGGUUGAGCUAGGAAGGGGAAGCUCCGGCGUGGUGUACAAAGGUGUCUUAGAAGAUGAAAGGCCAGUUGCUCUGAAGAUGCUGGAGCAUAUAAGUCGGGGCAAAGAAGAGUUCCAAGCUGAAUUGAGUGUGAUUGCUAGGAUUUACCACAUGAAUCUGGUGAGAAUAUGGGGGUUUUGUUCGGAAGGAUCCCACCGGCUGUUGGUUUGCGAAUAUGUCGAGAAUGGCUCACUGGCUAGCAUUUUGUUCAGUGACAACAUCUUGCUGGACUGGAAGCAACGGUUCAACAUCGCAUUAGGUGUUGCGAAAAGGUUGGCCUAUCUUCACCAUGAGUGCCUAGAAUGGGUCAUCCACUGCGAUGUGAAACCCGAGAAUAUACUCUUGGACCAAAACUUCGAGCCUAAGAUCACCGACUUUGGUUUGGCAAAGUUACUAAACCGAGGUGGGUCCAACCAGAACACAUCUCAUGUGCGAGGAACAACGGGCUACAUUGCUCCCGAGUGGAUCUCCGGCCGCCCUAUCACGUCGAAAGUCGAUGUGUAUAGCUAUGGGAUCGUGCUUCUUGAGCUUCUAUCUGGAAGCAGAGUAUCGGAGUUGACCGUCGGUUCAGAUGCAGAGGUGCACACGGUGCUCAGGAAGCUUGUCACCAUGCUUGCAGAUAAACUGGAAGGAGGUGAUGAUUCUUGGAUUGAUGAAUUUGUGGAUUGCAAAUUGGGUGGGCAAUUCAGCUAUGUGCAGGCUAGAACGAUGAUCAAAUUGGUCGUUUCUUGUUUGGAGGAAGAUACAAGAAAGAGGUCGACCAUGGAAUCUGUUGUUCAGACUCUCCUAUCAUUAGAUGAAGAUGAUAAGUAG